Molecule: messenger RNA, 2125 nt
Organism: Thunnus maccoyii (southern bluefin tuna)
Lineage: Eukaryota; Metazoa; Chordata; Actinopteri; Scombriformes; Scombridae
Product: C-X-C chemokine receptor type 3-like
Exons: 3
Coding region: 476-1582 (368 amino acids)
Biological process (GO): G protein-coupled receptor signaling pathway; immune response
Cellular component (GO): membrane
Molecular function (GO): G protein-coupled receptor activity
Source: RefSeq, a predicted model, not a curated record
AUGGCAAUGUGCGAGCCGGUUGACAAUGUACCAAAACAAUAGUGGAGAAGUAAAGUGAAAUGCCUUGUAUACAUGUAGCUGAGGUGCAGUGUCUUUGCUGUGUGUCCGGUUCCGGUCUAAGAUCCUUUUUUUUUUUUUUUUUUUUUAGUUUCCUUCUGCUGCUGGGCGGUUUUGUCAUUGUGGAAUAAUUUUCGGUACAUUUCCACAUGCAAAUUCCCUUUAAACAUAAGUUUGGCGAUCCACAUAUUUCGCACGCUGAGGGAGCUUUCAUGCAUUUUUCGGCUGUGCAGCUGUAGGAUAUCGUCCGUCUCCCCUCCAAAAACAUAAACUGCGGCGUCAUAAACUGCGGUGGGGUGGUUGUUGGCAGCGGUGUGAAAGAAUACGUGCCGUCUGCUGUGUUUGUCCGUUUUUAGUAUCAUCAGUCGACAGCGCUCAGAGAGGUUGAGGUCCUCACAUUCUGCAGCUGAAGCCCUAUAUGGAGAUGAACAUGGAUGUGGAACUUGAUGGAAUAUUUCGCUCUAACACCACCUAUGAUUACGGGGACUAUGAGUAUAAAGAGGACAUCGAGCCAAGAGGCAGUGAGGCGGUGUUGAUCCCGUUUCUGUACUCCGUGGUGUUGGUUGUAGGUCUGCUGGGGAAUGGACUACUCCUGGCCGUUCUGAGUCAAAAGAGGCGAACCUGUAGUAUAUCAGACACCUUUAUCCUCCUCCUGAGUGUCGCGGACAUCCUCCUGCUGGUGAUGCUGCCCUUCUGGGCCGUACAGGCUGCUCAGGAUUGUGGAUGGUGCUUAAAGAUUCAUCUCUGCAAGAUCAGUGGAGCAGUUUUUAAUAUCAACUUCUAUUUUGGGAUCUUUUUGCUGGUUUGCAUCAGUCUGGACCACUACUUGUCCAUCGCCCACUCUACCCGGCUGUACUCCCACAAGAAGCCCAAGUCAGCUCGGAUCAGUUUCCUGUUGGUCUGGCUCUUCUCCCUGCUCCUCAUCAUCCCUAACUGGGAUUUCUUGGUAAUUAAAGUAGAUCCAGAGGCAGAAGAGAAAACACUGUGUAUUCCCAACUAUUUUUCAAAGUUGAAUCUGGUAUCACGCCUGUUCCACCACAUACUGGGUUUCCUCCUGCCUGCGGUCGUCCUUAUGGUCUGCUGCUCCUGUAUCCUGCUAAUGCUGCAGCGCAGCUCUAAAAGCCUCCAGAAGCAAAGGGCCACCAUGGUCAUCCUGGCCCUGGUGUGGAUCUUUCUUCUCUGCUGGAUGCCAUACAACAUCACACUCAUUGUGGACACCUUCAUGAGAACAUCUAAGGUGCCGCAGGAAACUACAAAUUCCAAAACUUCCCUGAAAACUGCUCUGCUGGUCACAACUGCUUUAGCCUGUGUUCAUGCCUGCCUCAGGCCGCUGCUCUAUCUCAGCCUGUGCGGAAACUUCAGGAAACAGUUGCUGGCUUUGCUGAUGUGUACAAGAAUUGAAUCUGAAGGCUCUCUGUGGGAGUUGGGUGUGGGUGAGGAAGCCCUGCCUGCAGAGAGUCAUGGGGGGGAAGAGAUGAAGCAGAUGACAAGUGUAGAGCAUCAGGUGCAGUCAGCUCAGUGCUAAUGCAAAAAUUUCUUCAUGUGACUCAUAAGAGACUUAAGUAAUGUUCAACUCCUGGGAGGAAUUUAAUGUGAAGUCAUGUCAUGGGUUCAAGGGGUGAAUGACCACUUCCUGUAUGAUGAUGAGAAAUGGAUAUUUUUAAAAAUCACUCAUAUAUUUCACUUUGAUGUGAAGCAUUCAUGCUGCAUCAUGGUGACAUGUAGUGUUGUGCUGUUUUAGUGUUGUACUACUGUGUGUUAUUUUGUAAUCACCACCACAAUUUUAACCCUAAAUCAUGAUUUUUUUUAUUCAGUUGUAGAUAUUUGCAUUUUAAUUGUCUAUUAUCAUUAUUACCAUUAUUAUUAUUAUUAUUAUUAUUAUUACUAUUGAAAGCAAGCUAUGAUUCUAUUAUUUAUUCUGUGUUGUGAAAAAACUUUUGGGUGAGGUUUCAGCUGUAACACAAUCAUCAUAAAGCUAAGGCCAUAGCCUAUAAAAUUUGAGGGAAUAUAAGCUCUUAUCAUUGUCAGUGUUAUUGAAAUCCUGCAUUAAACAGUCUGACACAGUUUA